Molecule: messenger RNA, 21832 nt
Organism: Porites lobata
Lineage: Eukaryota; Metazoa; Cnidaria; Anthozoa; Scleractinia; Poritidae
Source: the annotation of a GenBank genome assembly
CGUGGUUGGAGCCAUGUUUGGUGGCCGCUUCCAAGAUGGCGGGUAGGUGAUGAAUUCCGAUGAGGUAUUCGUCGCGUUUCAUUACUUAUUCUUAGUUUCUUUUCAGACAUACGAUUCCAUAUAGAAAGCACUGACGGUCCAGAAGAGGAGGACCAAGAUGACGGUAUGUUUCAUUGCAGUAGCGCCCCACGAUUAGCCGCUGGGAGAGUUUAAAAAGCGGAAAGCAGUAAACGUUACCGUAUUACCCAAUAUCUUGAUUUGCAUUUUACAGAAGGGUACGAGAUGGAUCAAGAAGAGUCAUCUCUGCAAAGUUAUGCCUCUGCAGAGGAACCUCUUAGUCCAAUAAUCAGAAUGGAGCGUUUUAUGCUGAGCGACAUCAUUGUAAAUAGGUAAGAUGCUUCGUCGUAUCAUUUCUCCUACGAAUGCACGUGUGAUCAAACUGUCCUUUCUUCCUGUCCUCAGCGUUCCUUGCAUUUCUUGUUGAUAUGUUCAGCUUUAAUCACGAGCAUGACCUGCAAUUGAUUUUGUAGACAAAUGGCGGCAAGGUGUUGUCAGGACGCUUUGAGAGCUAGUAAAACUAAGGAAGAAGUUUAUCAUGUUUUGAGACUCAUGGUUCGCCUGUCCGACGACAUUGGUGAGUGUUAUGUGCUCUAGUUUUGCUUAAUCAUUAAACCCAAUAUUCGUAAAUAUCAAGUGUCUAGAAAUAUAUGUUUGUAAAUUGUUGUUGACUAUCAAGUUCAACUUCGUAAAAAGUCGAUAUAUUCACUUUCGUGUAGUUUAAGCGUAGUUUCUAUUUUGCGACCGGUCUUAAUAGACCUUUGAGCCCGACGUCGACCGUGGGAUGAAACUGUGCUGCGCUUACAUUGUUAAUUUUCUGGCGUCCUCACAAAAAUUUAUGCUCUUCGUGGUUCGGGAAGGCAUUUUAUUUUUUCCUGGGACCUAAAAGGACUUUGUCAAAAUGCAUUCUUCUCUUUUUAAGACGAUCAAGAAAAUAAAAGUGCACUAAAAUGGCUGCCCUAGCUGUUGGUUGGUGCCUAGAUAGCCUAUAUAAGCUUAAUGUAAUUAAUUUUUGAGGUAGUUAAGAUAAGCUAUAGAUUGCCGUCGUUUGAAACAUUUUUAGCUUUUAUUAACAGACUUUGAAUUUUCUAUUUUCAGCAAUGUUUACAUCUCUUGCUGAGAAAAUUCACUGUACUAUUUUUUAAGUGUACUGUUGAUUUAAAGUAAAAAACUGCAGGUUGUCAUAAAAUGUGAAACUAAUGGCUGAAAAUUUGCAAACUAACGUUGUGCAUGUUUGAUGCUUUAAUGUCUAAUUGGACAAUACUAAUGAACAAAAUUGAUUAAGCUUAAAGUAAAAAAGUGUUUUUGAAUUAAUUUGAUCAGUAAAUAUUAUUUUAGGCAGACUCCCUGACUUCUAUCUUUUUUUCAUUUUAUUGUCUUUGUAUUGGUUUUAGGUAAAAUUAGGAGAGUCAUUUUCUGUACAGUGUAGUAGUUAAAAUGGAGUUUCCAGGAAAUUAAAUUUUAUUAGUUCCUACAACUUCUCUUUUUAGUUUGUGAAAAUUGACCCUGAGUUGUUCUUUAAUUCAGUAUUCAUUUUUUGUUUAUUUUUUCAUGUUGCAUAGUGUCUAGCAUAUAUUUAGUAUUGUAAGUUGUUAGCUUUAUUCGUUUUAAAAGUUUUGUGUUGCAGAUAGAUUGUUAGUAAGUAAUGAAAAUUUCUUGAUCAUUUAAGUGUACAUUCAGUCUGCAAAUUUUGAGGUGAUUUAGAUUCCAUUUUGAAGGUAAUUCAGGGUGCAAAGAGAAUCAUUUUUACAGCUUGCCGUUUGGGCAAGCUGAAGCUAGCAUUUACUAGCCCAGAUGUCAUUUCAACUAGCCCCAAAACCUUUUUGACUAGCAGAAUUGAUUUCAAAGUUCUUCUGUUAUUCAGAUUCCUCAAAAAACAUCACUAGCCUGUCGGGCAAGUUAAAAACAGAUUUCACCAGCCCGAUAGCAAAAUCCACUAGCCCCGGGCUAUGGAACACUACUUUCUUUGCACGCUGUAGUUUUAAUAAUGAAAAUGCAAGUUUGUUAGAAACCUUUGAGUAGGGCAAGAAACCAGGAAAAGAUAAUUGAAGAAAAUUGUCAGCUUUAGUUAUACAAAUGGUUGAAUUUUUGUAUAUAAAAUCAUCCAAGGUAAAAAACACGUAGGGCUAGUUACUAAAACAGAGUUCAAACAGUGUUUGUCAAAACAGCAUUCUAGAACGUUUUUCAAUUUUACCAAUCCUGACAUUUAAACAUUGUUUGCUGGCCUGUUGAUCAUAUCAUAAAGGCUUACAGCCCAGGCUGAAAAACCCAUUUUUCAACUUAAAAUGCGCCACCUAAGAACAAAUCUCUGGGGCCAAUUUUUUCGCUCGGGUUUCAACUUUGUUCAAAUAACCAACCAAUAGUAAUAGAAAAGUGUGGGAAAAUCUUCAUCUGUAGUCCUUUCUUGCUCCUUCUGAUUAACAUAAUAUAACCAUUCUGAUUGCAUGGUUUAUUACAGUACAUUCAUUAAAAUUUGUAAACAAGAUACUGUGCAAUUAGUCAAUUUUGAUUGCAUUUUUCCAACAUCAAUUUUGCACAUGCGAAUAAUUCUUCAAAACCCUUGAAAGGGGACAGGGUUUCUAUUCGACUGAUGCAUAACUGAGGAUAUCAUUAAGCUUUGAAUGAAUUUUUCUUUAAUUAUUUCUAUUUACAGAAAAAAGUAACCAACCAGUUUGAGUGAAGUAGCGAACACUAGUGCUCGUUAAAAGUGCUGUACAGGAAAAGACAUAAAAUAGUCUCAGAAAUAAUUUUCAUAACAAUUUAUGUGACUGUACUGCCAAAACGUUUUCAGUUUGAAUUGUGAUAUUGUAUCUUUUGAGUACAGACUCCACUGUCAAACAACUGCCAUGUCAUUUGAAGGACUGGUAAAUAGGAUGAUGCUGAUGGUAAAAACUAUUUAUGAUUUGGUUUUCUUUGGAUUGCUUUUAGAGCCAUCUGUAAGGGUUGAGCUUAUGGAACAGGUUCCACAUGUAGCAGUUUACUGUUAUGAGCAUUAUUCUAUGAUGGAGGCAGUACCGCAGUACAUCCUGUUCAUUGUGUUACGAUUUUUGACUGACUCCAACAAUCAGGUACUGUAGUUAGGAGUGUUGUCCAGAGUUCAUUGUUGCAUUAAAUUAUUAUAAGUGUUAUACGCCUGUUUUAUCGCUCAAAGUUUACUAAGGUCUCAAUGCCGUAGUUUUUGUCCAAUCCGUUAAGCCUGGUUCUCACAACUCUUGCAAGCGGAAGUCUAGAGACGUUUUUGGGGGAGAGUAUUUGGCUUCAAAAAUUUCUUACUGAUGUCGUAUAUUUCUCUUGAAUCUGGUCAACGAGCACAGAUUGGUUGACAUAGUAAUUCUGUUCUUUUAGCUAUCAUUUACAAAUGAAAGACAAAAGGUCGCAAUGAUCAAGUAUAAACACCGUGAAUUUACUAUUUUUGGGCCUGAAUCGCAGAAGUGUCUCCUGCGAAACAUCCCAAGUGGAAAGGGGCGAGGAGAAUUGGCUAUGUUUGAGGUAAACAGAUCACAGUGCAUAGGAACAAGCAUUGUGAUUGGUUUGUCGUUAGACUUCUGCCUGUGACUCUAAUGAUCUGGUGUUCAAUAGAUUGUAGGAAGCAGAUUUGUGAGCCGAAAAAUGAAUGGGAACAUUCUGAGUCUCUCAACUCUAGUGCUGUUGAGCUAAUGACCUUGAUUACAAAUCUCCUGUUGGAUUUUAACUAGCUGUAAGCUCCGUCAUGACUUCAGGCUCUGUUGCUGGCAAUACCAGCCUUCAGAAUAAGAAUUAUUAUGAGAGUAAUUUGAUUGCAUUAAAAUGUUUGAUGCAACUUGUGAAUACCCUCAUGUAAUUAGUAUUUGCCAGUAAAAAAAAAAGCCUGUCAUUAUGUAGCCCAAAAUUUUUUUGGCACAAAACAGAAAAAAUUGCCCAUCUGUAUAUUAAAUUCCUGUGAAAAUUGAUUGCCAGAGAAUGAUUCUUCUAAAGUGUCUGUCUUUAUUACUUAGGUGCGUAAAACCAGCCAGGCAGCACUUUUAGUUCUUUUAGAACAAGAAGUUGUGGAAAGAGGUAACCUAGAAGUUUUACAUUAGUUUGUAAACAUGUACAAAUAGCCCUGGAAGUGCUGUUUGCAGGGCUAUUUUUAAGACUUUAUUCAAGCAUUCUUUGUUAUGCUGACAAUAAGGUCCCCAUGAGCAAACACAACAAUUUUCAUAUUAAGUAAGUGUCAGGGAAACCUGACCCUGACCCCUGUUGUAUGAAACACUGUUUUGGAGUCAACUCCCUCUAUAGGGGAAAUUUAGGGACCUCGCAUUAGUGUCCUCAUUGAUGAGAGUCCGUAACAGCUGCAGUUUAAUGCAGUCAAAUGUCUUUCAUUUUUGCCUGGGAUUUACAGAGAUGUCACUAAGAUAUCAAGUUGCCGGGUAAAUACAACAAGUAGGCAGAAGAAUAAAACAGCUGAGGAUAUUAUUUGGUUCUAUUUUUAUUAUUUUCCUAUGAAAGUAGCCAGGGGCCACCUCCAUAGUAACAGGGGGAAAUCACUCGCCCCCAGCUCUUAAUGACAGUCCUGGAGUGUCCAUAAUAGCUGGAGUUUAUUACAGUCAAAUGGUGUAUUUUAAUUUUGUCUGGGAUUUACAGGAAUGUCACUAAGAUUUCAAGGUACUGGGUAAAUACAUGUACAACAUGUAGCUAGGAGUAUUUUUUGGCCCUAUUUUUCUUCUAUUUUCCUAUGAAAGUUUCCGGGGGCCAUGUUCGUAGUAGCCUAGGGAAAUGACUGGCCCCUGCCUCUAAAUGACAGCCCUGGAUUCAGCUGCUGUCUUUAUUAUCAGGUUGUCUGUUAUAGCAGGGUGUUCACAAGGCAAGAUUUGACUGUAUAAGCAUGAAGAAGCUUGAAAAGUAAAUUAAUACACAAAUCACUCAAUUUGUGCAAAAGUGUUAAUUAAUUUCUGAGCUUUUCUCAGUACUCUAUGGUAUUGUUUUCUUCUUAUUAUUUAUUUUUUUACUUUGAAGAUUGUAUUUGGAUGUACAUUUCAUAUAUAAAGAAUGAGAACACUGGUUUUUUUAUUUCACACUUGACAAUGACAACUUGUUGUUGUCAAAAAUCGUGUUUUAGAGACAAUUUUUCUCAGAAAAAGUUCUAAGUAUUCAUCUACAAGACUCGCCCAGAGUUUUUCUGGAAUUUUGACUUUUUUCACUCACAUUGUACUUUUAUCUGUUUUUUUUUUUACAGAGGAUGUUGAAGAACAAGUAUGCCCUGUUUUACUGCAGCUCACAGCAGGGGAAAGCAAUGAUGAUUACAGAUCGGAAGCAGUUGCUGUAAGUUUUUGACAAUGAUCGGGCCAUGAAUGCAUGCAUUUUACCUUAACCCCUUUAUGCCCCAAUAUCCACAUACAAAUUCUCCAAACUGAUCUCCACACAUUUCCUUUAAGAAUUAGUUGAGAGAAUUUGUUUGAAGAUCAAAGCAUUUCCAUGAGAUGAUGACUUUCAUAAUUCUUGCAACAUUUUCUCUUGAUUAUGUAUUGAUAUUAACAGGAGAAAACUGACUUUGGUCACUCUCGGGAGUUAAAGGGUUAACGAGUUAAGUACAUAGGUGCAAGACCCAUCCGCUUGUAAUCACUAAUGAUGGAUUGAAUAAGGCUGUAAUGGACUCCUGUUCUAAUAUCAAACUCUCCCUUUGAUUCAUAAGAAUAAAAAAGACGAAAAUUGUACUUAGAAUCUAGUGGUUUAUCAAACGUCCCUUGGGUUUUAAUUCAAGACAUCACUUAAAAAGGUAGUCCAAAAUGUCUUUGUUCUGAACCUUUAACUCCUGAAAUGUUUCUUCUUUCUUUAGUUGAUGAGUAAGAUGGCUCCACUUGUUGGACGAGACAUUGCAGAGCGCUACUUUUUACCUAGAUUUGAGGUUCUCUGCUCAGAUCCUCUUUUUCAUGUCAGAAAGGUGAGGGCAAAUAAUGAUUAUGUUUGUAUUUGAAUGAAAUUUGCAGAAGUUUAGCUGCCAAGUUCAUAACACUGGGAAAUUAAGAUCUUGAGGUCAGAAUUCAAGCCACUGUCCCAUUGUUUCCAUAGGCAAGAAAUUUGCUCCACUCUGUCACUCUUCACCCAGGUUUAUAAAUGGGUGCUGGCGACAUACUGUUGGAGGUAACCCUGUGGUAGACUAGCAUCCCUCCAGGGGGUGCAGGGGGUAGAGUAGCAAUACUCCUGGUGCUUUGUGCUACAAAAAUAGGGUUAACACUUGCUGCCCACCCCUCCGCCCACUUUAAUGAAAUUAACAUCUGGUCAAUCUGUCUUAAAGGUGUGAAAAACAUCUGCUUACCCAAUAUUUUUGUACUCAGGGAAUUCAAAACAGUAGCUAAUAUAUUUUCAAUCAUUGUUUCUCUGAAAAACUAGCACAAGCUUAUUAAAAUUUCUUUGAUGGAGUAAUAUCAGCUGAAGUUUCAUUUUAAUAUUAUUACUGGCCACAAAAACUAGAAAGCAAAACUUACGCAAGAAAGAGUAUAUUAACUACGGAAUUGGUCACAUCUCAUUUCCCGUAGGGCAUCAAAACUAGUCUUCAGACCUGUAAAUAGGACAGAACUGUGUUAGACAAAUUGUGUUUAGAACAAUCAGAAACACUUCAGAUUCUGGCUUUGUUACAUUUAAUCUGCUAUACACAAUAUAAAAAUAUCAUUCCCCCACGAAACUUAUUGUAAUAAAUGUACCAUUUUAAUUAGGUCUGUGCAUCAAACUUUGGUGAGAUGUGUAGUGUGCUGGGACCUGAAGUAACAAGUGAUCGAAUGGUAGGUUUCUUCAAAUUUCCAUGCAUAUGAAUUAUAUGAAAUUAUAUUUUUAUUGAAGCAGCAAGGUUUCAAAUGUUUGGUCAAAAGCACCUAUAAGUAUUAUAAUAAUUUCUACUAAAAAUUAUGUUAUAUACUCAUGUGCUUACCUAAAGUUUACAAGACACUCUUAUGUGCAUUUAAAAUAGUUAUUAUUAUCAUACGAUUCAAAUUGUUCUUCCUUUUCACUGGCCGAGAGCCCAACAUGUGACCUGCAGAUAACUGCCUACAAAUAAUGGUCUGCUCAUGCACAAUAUGUCAUCCAACUGUGUUUGCUGCAAAGAAUAUUCUGCUCAUGCAUAAAUGAAAGCGCACUUUUCUCUUUCUUGCGAUCGCUCUUGCCUGAAAAUGGCAGCUUCCCAAAGAAAUUUAUCAAAAAACGAACUUGGUGACUGUUUAUUAUUAAUAAUUGUUAUUGAACUCGGUUAGCGCAGAAUACUGUGAUUUGUCAGAUCAAUCAUUUGCCUUCGGCUUCGGCAAAUAAUUGAUCUGCUCACCACUGACAAAUCCCAAUAUUUUGCUCAACCUCGUUCCAUAAUUUGUUAAAUAUUAUUGUUAUUUGAUUUCUGUUUUACUUUUCUAUUGCAAAAAGUUGCCCGUAUUUUUCAAGCUAUGUCAAGAUGGUGUUUGGGGUGUAAGAAAGGUAGGUGUCCCAUUAAGUUAAUAAGUUUUAUUAAUUUUUUGGUUUAAAAAUGUUCCAGUUCCCUCAUGUUUUUAAUUUGUAUCUAUAACUUUAGUCCUGUGUAGAAAAUUAUAGGUUGGAUGAUCAAUAACUAAAUUCGUGUAAGAAGAUAAACUUAGAGUUGAUAAAAAUUAAUCUUAACUGUGGUCCUGCUGUGAUUAUAAAAUUAUGAUGAAUACAGUUGGAUACUUUGUUAGUGUCCCUCCUUUCUAGGGGUAUGUUACGUGUACAUUUUUAUGAAUUUGGAAUGAAGGUCAAGCUGCGGCGGUCAGUUUGGCAUAACUACCAUUGGUGUGCGAUGAACGUUAGUUUCUUUUGUUUUUUCUGUAUGAAUUAUUCAUGAAUUUCUGAAGCUCUCGUAUAUGACCACCCUCUCAGGGUUCGAAAUUUACUUUUAUGUCCAGUUGCCCCUGGGGCAACCACAAGCCUUGGUUUGGUUGCCCAUAGAAUAUUUUGGUUGUCCAAGCUCUUAUUUAUUUAUUUAUUUAUUUAUUUAUUAUUUUCCCACAAUAAAGAUUACACAAGCAUUACAUUAUACAAAGAUGUGGCGAGGGGACCUCAGAAAACCACAAGGCUUGUACGAGGAGGCCCCCUCGUUACAAUAAUAUUAAGCAAUAGAACUAUAACAACACACAACAACGGACAGUACAAGACGCAUUAUCGAUAUAGUAGAAAAUCAAAAACUUUCGUUUUAAACGAUUGCAAUGUAAAAAUCGAAGUGACUGAGUUUGGUAAAGAAUUCCAAAUUUUAGGGCCUUGGAACAAAAUAGAAAAUUGUUUGGUGUUAGUUCGGCAGUUCAAGCCAAGAAACUAAUACAGGUAGCUAAACAGUGGCUUUUAUUAAUUUGAACAAGAAAAUGAAAUACAAAUACAUUGAACUGUAUUCAAGAGUAUCUUAAUAAAAUGUUUUGACCAGCCUGUGUCUCGUUGUUUUUUUCCUCCCAAAGGCAGAUUUAUCUUUCGAAAACUGUCUGCAAUAACUGCAAAACAUAGCGUUUUCUUUCUCGUCAAAUUUCAGCCAGGGUCUUCUAGUCUUCCACGACUCUUGAAAUGUACGACACCUUUUUCUUGAACUUUCUUGCGCCUCGCCUAAUUCUGCUGUAGAUUUUGCGACACCCGUAGCAUUGCUUUGAUUAUCAUCUUUCUUCGUGGCUUCCAAAUUGUUGUUAUCGCCAACGGCCUUCACUUUCUCACGGCCGAAGUAGCGGAAGAGGCUCAUGUUAACUAAGAUGAUAAUAAUAAGAUGAAUGGUAAAUUGCCAUCAUCGAAACAAACAUGGCGGCAUCACGGACCGGAUCUCACUAGUGCAUCAUGGACUAUGUUUACUGGUACCAACCGCUGAUUAAAGCAGAACAGGCUCAUUCAAAUAAGAAUGUUGUGCAAAAACGAACUUCGGUUUCCAACGGUAGUGUACGUGAUACUUUAGUAUUUCUUCCGCGUUUUUUUUUUCUUUCCACUAACUUAGUUUAGGUAUCGCUUACUCUCCAAAGACAACAAGCUGUUAUAUUUAUUCAAAUCUAUCAAGUCUUCAUUAAGGACUAGUGCCACGACAGAUUGGGUUGCCCAAGGGGCAACCACUUAGCACAAUUUGGUUGCCCCAUCGUAAUUUUGGUUGUCCGGGACAACCGGACAACCGUUAAUUUCGAACCCUGCCUCUAUUGUUUUACGAUGUGUUCAAUUAUGAGAACCCAUUCUUGUAAGUGACCAGCCUUAGCUACAACCACUUUUCAAAUCUCCAAGGUGGUCGCUUACGAGAGCUUCAACUGUAUUUAAAUGAGCCUUGGGUCAACUGAUUGUGUAUAUUAUUUCUUUCUUAUUACAGGCUUGUGCGGAGAGUUACAUGAGUGUGUCAACUGCUAGUCCUGCUAUGAUGAGAAAGAAUGAAUUAUCGCAGUUCUUCAUCGGCUUGCUAUGUGAUAAGUCAAGAUGGGUAUGUUAAUCUAUGCAAAAUUUGUUUCAGUUGAGGAUCAUUAGUACAGGCUUUGCAAGUGAAUCACCCCCUAACUGACCAAAUGACCAGCUAACAGAAAGUGAUCUCUUACAAGAGAUUCCAACUGUCCUUUAACUACUGGCAAAACUGAUUUUGUUAGUUUAGUUGGGUGGUUGCUUAUAUGACUUAGUGAAGUUCAGCUGUAACGCUGAGUCCUCCAAUUUGUAGAUUGGCUCUUCAAAUGCCCAUGAAGUUUGCUGUUCACAUUGAUUGAUGUGUGUGUUAGGUUUUAAGAUGAAUACAAAUUUUUUGAAGAACAAUCAUGGCAAACUUAACCCUUUAAGUCCCAAUAGUGACCAACAUCAAUUUUCUCCCAAUGAUAUCCGUACAUUGUCAAGAGACUAGGUUAUGAGAAUUAAUAAAAUGAUCACCUAAGAGAAAAUGCUUUGAUCUUUUAUCAAAUUCUCUCAACUCAUUCUUUAAGGAAAUAUAUAGAGAUCAGUUUGGAGAAUUUGUAUGUGGAUAUUGGGGCUUAAAGGGUUAAGGAAAGUACACUGUAUCCUGUAGAUCUCUGAAAUUUUACCCCAGAAAGGACCCAAAUGUUAACUUUUCCAUUUUUGAGAAGAUUUUAAAGGUUCUUGAGAUCUGAGAAUUCAUAAACAUACCCCUUAUGGGGAGUAGAUGAUUGUUAUUAUCAAUAUUGAUGAAACGUUUCUUUUAGGUUCAAAUGGCUGCUUAUCAAAGUCUUGGACCUUUUAUUUCCACCUUUGCUGACCCUGGGGAAAGUGGUUUUUAUGUUAAUGAAGAAGGAGUUCUAUGUGCAGUUCCUCAAAGAGAAGUGGAAACACCAUCUUCACCAACUCAGACCGAAGGAGAAGCUACAGCCAGUGAGAAUACCUCUGAAGAUUCCAAAUCAGAGGAGUAAGUUGUACUUAAGUAGGGUAAAUCUGGAAGUUGUUUUAAACCUUUAAGCCCUAAGAGUGAUCAGCAUCAAAUUUUUCCUUGUAAUGACAAUGCUUUGUAAAACAAAGUGGUCAUGAGAAUUACAGACAUGAUCGCACAAGAUGAAUUUGCUUGAUAUUUUAUCAACUUCUCCCCACUACUUCUGUAGGAAAUGAAUAGGGGCAACAAAUGAGAAUUCAAAUUUUGAUCUUGCGGUUUAAAGGGUUAAACUUGAAGAGUGUGAAGGCUGGACUGUGCUGGUCAUGCAGUUCUGCAGGAGUACUUAAAGUUCGAACAAAAUAUGGGUAAAGACAACAUACAGACUUUAAAGAAGGAAAACAACGAAAACUUAAAGUUUUAAACGUAACCUUUCUUCUGUUCUUUACCUUUUGUACAACUUAUGUAAGCUUAAAUAACUUUUGUUGACUUGUUAAUUUAAUACCAUUUGGAGUACAUAUUUUGUGUUAUAUAGACACUGCCCACCUAGUUAAGCCUUUGAUAUUUGUGGGCAGUGAGAAAUUAAAAUUGUAAAUCUGAAUGAACCGAUAAAAACGAAAUGAAAAACUUUCAGCUCCAAAAGGGUUAUUUUACAUGUAAGUGACCAUGUUGAUAAAUCCAUAUUUUUAUGGAGGUGCUGGGAUCUAAUGAUAAAAAAAAAGCAUCGGAAAGACGCUUUGUCUUUUUAACUCUUUAGUAUGAAAAAGGGUUCCAGUUUUACUGCUGCAUGGUAACCAUGUGAGAGAUGGUUGAUGAAGUUAGCUAUUUUUAUAUAUCAUGUUUAUUUCACUGAUGGUGACUUCCAUGAUCAGGAAAAUAACAGCCUGGGAAAAAUAUUGUUGGUUCUGGGUACAUCCAGUGUUUAGCGAGGGAAUUUUACAUUUGGGGCAUCACAGGGCUUUGUGAAGAUUGUAAAAAAACAUUUUCAUAAUAAAUAAAAAAGAGAUAGAUAGAGGAUUGUGAUGUCAUGCGAAUAGUCAGACAAAAACAUUAAAUCACCACACUACAGCCCCUGUUAGCCUCCCGUGUGGACGUUCUUUGGCCUCUGUUGCACGUACCUUCCAUACAAUGGAAGGAACACUUGACGAAGCCAUAAGAAUGACUGGCUAAGCACCUUUAUGUCAGAGAAAUUGCUUAGAGAUGAUGGAAUUUUCUUGGAAUUUACUUUUGAUCAUACGAAUGAGUGACAAGUCCGACUGAAUUUACAUUAUCAUGAAGUAAUCUUGUGGAUUAAACUAUUUUUUGUGAAAUCUUGUAGUGUGAAAUCCUCAGAGGAAUCCAGUGAAGAAAACAGACAUCAAACCGAGAGGCAGCCAUCACCUGAGGCUCGCACCACAGACUCUGGCUAUAUCUCUCCUCCAGAAAUCAUGUCAAACGAGUCAGACAUUCAAAAACAGUCACAAGAAAGCAAAGACACUCAUACAGUUUCUCUUCAAACAAGCUCAAAAGAGUCAAGAACUUUCAAGCAGAACAUGACUACCGAUCUUGAUGAGGUCGACGAUAAAUACUUUGAUUCUUUUCUCUAUUGGAGGACACCUUUGCCGCAGGUUGACUUAGAACCUGAAGGUUUUGUAGGUAUCACAAAUGUUAACAAGGAAGUUAAAAAACUGGAUAAUUUACCAGCUGGUCCAAGUGAAAUAGGUGGAAGUGAAACAAGCGGACCUUCAGUGGCUCAUCACCAUAGCAGUAUUAUUUAUCAUCGUACACUGCAGCCUCACCAUUAUCGUCCAAAGUUGUCGUUUAUGCACGGAGAUGAUGACAGUGAUGAGGAGGAUAAUAUUGCUCUUUAUUCUUUGACUGAUGAUUUUCGUGGGCACCAUGUAGAUCACGGUAUUGGUCGUUUUGAUUACGAUGACUACAGAAAGCUAAGUUUGGGACACACUUCUUCAUUUGAAGAGGAUCUUCUCAUUGCCGACCACAUUACAGCCCCUCCUGUCCAGGUAAAUAAGUUUUCUUAAUAGUAGCAUGCAUAAUUGUCCACACUGCAUUUUAUGAAUUCUCUUACAUGUAUGUAUUACUGUAAAACCACAAUUCCCCCCCCCCCCUCAUUUAUUUCAAUCAGGUGGGGGGCUUAAUAGAAAAGGGGGGUAUUUAAUUUAGCAAAACAGAGCACUAUACUGCUUUACUGCUUUUUCAGACAAUCAGAAGAACUACAAGCUGCUGAAGCUGUUAUGCUAGCAUUUCACCAGCAACAUUUUGCUAGCUGGUACAUACUAAUCAGUUCUGCAGUGCAUUAGAUUGACCAUUGCGUUAAAAGAUUUGCCCCUAAUGCAUCUAAAGUGUGUUAAUGUGGAUGCUUAUCUCUGAGCUGUUCUGUAGAAAAGCUCACAGGCCAUGCAGCUGAGGAUCAAAAACAAAUAAUCCAAACCUCCAGCAUGUGAAUAAACCAUACUGGAUCAGUCCCCAUAAAGUGUUACAGUCAUGAUUAAAAUAAUAAUACAGUCUAUACAAUCUAUUAAUUAUUUGGUUGCGAAAAAUAAGUGGGUAGGGGAGAGGGGCUUGAUAACUUUCUUCCCCUGAAAAGGGGGAGGAGGCUUAUCUUAAUAGAGGGUUUAUUGUACACAGUGAAAUUGCCUCUGCUAGUUCUGAUUUUUAAAACCUGAAAAAGAGGAUCUUUCUCUUGCUAGAUCCUUAUUUUGUAGUGAGAAUUUCAUACACUCUUUCAUGCAGUUAACCUUCAUGGGUAUGUUUCAAAUCCACGACUUGACUAACUCCUAGUUGGUUAGAGCAGUCAUGUACAUGUUACAAGUCAAAAUUAAAUUCAGGUUAACCUUGGUUGAAUCUCAAUUUCCUUUGCCUUGUGGCCCUAAUUCAUAAAUAAUCUGGGCUAGAAGACAAAGGAAAUAGAGAAUUAACCUACCAUCCAUGACAUUAGAACUUGGGUCAAUUGAAGGAAAAACAUUGAUACGUUAUACUUGACCUCCUUUUCUCUUUCCCCUCAAUGUUGGCCUCGAACUUGGACAAUUCCACCCAAUGACCAUUACAAAACAACAUUGGAAGAGAGAAAGACAGGUACCAGAGUAGUGUGACCCAAGUCAAGUGUCCUUGAUUGUUGGUUGAAAAAUUUUAACCUGAAUUUAAUUUUGACCUGUAACACCUACAAGUAGUUGUCAAUGUUAUAAGGUGAAAAAAAUUCUGGAUUGAGCUGGAUUAGAACAGAUGACCCUGCCAUAACGAUGCACUGCUUUAAAUUUUUUUCAGGUUGUCAAAAUGACAACUACUUAUGUUGUGUACAUAACUGCGACAAUCGUUCUUCUGUUUAUCUCAAUUCGGCACUUCAAUGUAUGAAUUUCUUAUAUUCUUUACUACUUUUUUCAGCAUGUUAUUCCUCAAACCCUUCUGGAUCACUAUGUAUCCAUGACAGAACCUGCAAAAGCACAAACUAUUGAUACUGAAAUAGUGCGUCACUGUGCCUUCAGUCUUCCAGCUGUAGCACUCACAUUAGGCCGCAAAAACUGGCCUUGUUUGAGAGACACUUAUGAACUUUUAACUUCUGAUAUGCAGGUAUGGAAUAAUUAAUAACAAUGUGAAGAGACUGUAAUUUUAUUUAAAUGGCUUCAUUGAUUUAUCCAAGCUACAUUCUUGGCUUGGCUUGGUUUCUACAUUUUGAUUGAUUUUAUUUUUGUUUUGUAGUGGAAGGUUAGAAGAACAUUAGCCUUCUCUAUCCAUGAGCUAGCAUUAGUUCUUGGAAGUGAGAUUACAAGAAUUGAAUUGGUACCAACAUUUAAUAGCUUCCUCAAAGACCUAGAUGAGGUAAGAAAAUAUGCAUCUCAGAUCAGUCUUGUUCAACAUUUCUUUAUUUUUGAUGUUCCAGCUGUUUGUUGAGCAGUGUAUUGGCCCAUUCACCCUUGCACCACCUGUGCCUGGAUCCACUUCCCCUCUACCACUUUUGAGGUCAUCAGUUUCAAUGGUCAGAGAUAACUCUGUCAUCUAACUUGUGGAGGGGGAAAAAAUCUUUCAAACCAUACCAUAAUUAGCAUGAUUCAGUCAAGGAGGCCAGAGAAAAAAAAAACAUGUUGACUCAGAAAAUCCCAUGAAAAUGUUGUUCCUAUACCCACUUACACUUCCUGAGUUCCAUCUAAUCCUUAGAUCCUAUAAGCUUUUCCCCAAAUUUUCCUACUGUAAUGAAGCCUAGGAAGUGCCUAGCCAAGGAAAAAAAUGGGGCAAGAGAAGCAAAAGCUGAGGGAAGAAGAGAAAAGAAAAAGAAAAAGUCAAGACAGUUGUGUCACUUUUAAACCCAAAAAAACUGUCUCGAAAUUUUGCUUUCUGUGCAUGCCCAAACUUUGGAAGCUGGUGUUUUGUGUCUGGAACAGAAGGCCUCAAAGUGCGUGACUUAUAAAUAGGGUUUGGGGUUGGGCUUUUGUUGCUCAUUACUGCCAGAAAGUGACCAGAAUACAGCUUGACUAGUUUGAAAAGGUGAUUUUCUACAAACUCCCCUCAUGUUACUGGCUAAAAAACAGCUCUCCUCCACUGGCUCAGAUUUCACUGGGAAGCAAAGAUGUUGGGAAAUUUUGAAGGUGCAGUUGAGUUUAAAGCCGGAUUGACCAAUAAAUAGGCCAGUUUUUCAUUUGCUACAUCCGUGGUUUACACAAGGAAGUUUUAAUCUUUAUGAAGUAACUAUUAUUCGAAAGCAACGUAAGGAAUAUAAAGUUUUAAGAGUAACAACCCUAACAAUCAAAUCCCUUCUUCUAGGUGCGAAUAGGAGUUUUGAAACAUCUGGCAGACUUCAUUAAGGUGAGAUUUACAUUUAGUGUGGUUACUGCUGAAGUAUUUUCUUUAGUUAGAAGUGGUCAUGCCAUUAGAGUUUAAUAUGAGCAGGACCCCUGAGAUUUUGGGAUCUGAGGGUACAGGAUGCUUUUUGUACAAAACCUAAUGCAAACACUGCAUGCCAUAACAUUAUGCACAACGACAGACUUCAAACUGGAAUUGCAAAAAGGAUUUCUUCUUAGUUUCCUUGUCUCAAAUUGUUAUUCUCUCAAAUACAUUUGCAGCUUCUUCCACCAGAUAUAAGGACUGAUUACCUCCCCAUGUUAACGGAUUUCCUUACAACAGACAAUAACAGGAACUGGAGAUUUCGAUUUGAGCUGGCAGAGUAAGUGUUUAGUGCAGAUCUCAUUCUGAGUUUAUGCCACCAGUAAUAAUAAUUCCGUUAUUUGCUUUCGCCAGUUUUUAUAGCACUAAUGCCAUUGGGGUAGAGCAAAUGCAUGAAACAAAUAAUCUAAUUCAAACAUAAUCGCAACUGGCUGGGGGCAGAUGAGCUGGCUGUUUACAACCCCGGCCGAGGAUUUGAACUAGGGAUUACUGUGAACAAAUCCAGCUAGCUUUCAGAGCAGGAAUUGAACUUGUCCAGCACUCUAACCACUUGACCAUGUGGCCUCCUCAGUUGCUAAAGUACAGGCCCCAGUUGUUCGAAAGAUGAAUAAUGCUAUCCACCGAAUAAAUCUCUAUCCAAAGGAUAACUCAAUUGGUUUCCCUAAUAUUCAUCCGCUGGAUAGCAAUUUAUCUGGUGGAUUGCGCUAUCCAGCGUUUGAACAACCGGGAGCAGGACUUCUAUUUUUUUAAAGUCCUCUGCCCUAGCCACCCCAUUGCACUUCCUUAAAGGUCAGGUUUUAACGGUAAGUACAUGUAGCAAUAAAGCUUUUCUGUGGACAUUAAAAGUGUCUUUAUGUUAACCUAUUUCUAUCUUUGGUUUCAGGCAGCUUAUGUUGCUGUCCGAGUUGUAUACACCAAAACAAGUGCUGCAUUACAUCUGCCCUAUUGCUCUUUCACUUGCGACAGAUAGAGUCGCUGAUGUGAGAAUAAUUGCAUUUAAGCUGGUGAGUACGAAUAAUCACUCUUUUAUCAGAGCUACAAUUAACAGUCGGUCAUCGGGCAACGUGUGCAACACCAGGACAGUUGUUGUUACAUUAUUAAUUUCUUCAGGUUCAAUUGCACAACGAGGGAAAAAGUAUUAUGUAUAUAUUUUUUUGUUAUUCUUUGAGGGAAAGCUAAUGGCGUUGAGACAAAAAUUUAAACAAUCAGAUGAAUAUUAUUUUUUUCCAUUUUUGUUGAUCAUGGGUUUUCGUUUACCAUGUUGUAGAUUGGUGUGUUAUUACAACGACUCCAUGAGUGUCCUGAGGAGGGACCUGUACACAAAUAUGUCUGUGAUAUAAUCAAUAAAUUUGCCCAUAGUCCACAAUGGACCAGGCGACAAGCGUGAGUAUAUGACUUAAACUUACAUAAGGCAUUUUACGACAUUGUUUCAGGUAAUAUUAUGUUCUUGACUUACUGAAGUUUGAAUUCCUUGAUAACAUUCUGUGCAGAUGUUACAGGUCAAAAUUAUAUUCACGUUAAAAUAUUUUUAACCUAGGCUGAUUAUCCGUUUCCUUUGUCUCCUAACCCUAAUUCAUGAAUAAUUAGGACUAAGAGACAAAGGAAAAAGGGAAUCAAUGUACAGUCUCAGUUGAAAUUGUUGGGACACGUUGCUGUCUUCUUGCCCUCCCAAUGUUGGUGUGCAAGAUUUGGUGAGUUAACUGCUAUAAACAACAUUGGGAGGAUAGGGAAACCGGCCAGAAGCAAAAAAAAUAAGCAUAAGGUAGAAGUGUCCCAACUAUUUUUGUCUGUGACUUUAGGUUAAAAAUGUUUAACCUGAAUAUAAUUUUGUCGUGUAACAGACAAAAGUAAAUAAUUUGACACACAUUUUGAUAAACCAUUAUUUUUCUCUCAUGAAUAAAUUAAUGCAUAACACGUUUUAGGUAUGCACAGCUCUGUCAGAACCUUUUAGAAGAGAAUGUGGAAACAGGAGAGCAGUUUUGCCAGGAGUUUUUACCAAGUCUGCUUUUCCUCCUGUCUGACCCUGUUCCAAAUGUGCGCCUCAGUCUGGCCCGGACCCUGUCCCAGUGUGUCCUGAUGACAGGUACUGUCUAUCAUGAUGAUGAUAGGUUAUUAGCUAUACUGUCGUCCUGCGAAUGAGAACAGGAGGAGGGAGUUACGUGACUAAGAAGAGUACUAGUCGUAUUUUAGGGUGCUUUCCUUCAAUGGAUUGACGGGAAAAAGGCUUAGAAAGGAACCCUGUAAGCCCAUGCAGAUGGAGAUAAAAUGGACUGAACAAAGACAACAACAUCUUACUGUUUGUCAAUGGACAAACAGAUCUUGGUGUAGUCAAAGCUAAAAGAAAAUAAUUAAAUACGCGAGGACAAAAAAAAUUAUUCCCCCGGAGACUCUAUAUCCAAGUCCCAGGCUUUUUUUAGAAUUUCACAUUACCUCAUUAGCUUUAUGAAAUAAGUCAAUGCAAACACUCUAAUGCUUUAGGGGGUCUCAAUGACUAACUUAGAUGUCAAAAUUUUUGUGGGAUGGCACCUGAUAACACAAACUUAAUUCUAAUACACUAACUCUUUUCACUCCAAGACCAAGUCAUGGCAAGAUUAUUUCUCACAUCAACUUUUAAAUCUGUGGCCAGAAUUCUUUAGUGUCGCCAUUCAAAUGAAACCUCUUUUGUAGAACUUAAAUAUGGUACUAUUUAUUUCCCAAGAUUUUACGAUAAGGAAUUUGACUUUGGUGGGAAUUAGUAAUUUGUUUGCCUACUAUAAGGAGUGAAGGGGUUAACUAACCAGGGCUGUCAAGAAAAGAUUUCAAGAUGCAGACAUAUGCAAUAACUGGGCAGGAAAUUGAGCAACACAGAGCUGAUCUGGUUCUAUUUCUUUUUGUUUCCUGUGAAGGUAGCUGCGGGAAAUCCCUGGCCCUUGGCCCUUAUAGCCAGAGAAAACAGCCAACAUUUGGCGAUGCUACCACUGGUUUCCUCACCAAAUGACGUCUGAGAAAUGAGUGCAGAAAUUCCAUACUGAUGAUGCGUCACUACCCAGAUCUGGGUAGUGGUUCUGACUGGUCGUGCUGCGUGGGAAAUUUGAUUCAACCAAUCAGAAGCACUACCUAGAUCUGGGUCGUGACACGUCAUCAGUAUGGAAUUUCUGCGCUCGUUUCUCAAACAUCAUUUGGCGGGGAAACCAGUGGUAGCGUCGCCAAAUGUCAGCUGUUUUCUUAGGGUAUGGCCUUUAUUGACUGCACCGUGUAACUAAUUUCUCAUUUUUGUAGAUUACUUUAAAGAAACAGAUAGUGAGGGGAGAGAUGCAGUCCAUUCAGCCUUACAGAGGCUUCAACGUGAUCCAGAUAGGGAUGUUAGGUUCUUUGCUGGUGUUGACGAAGAUGCUUUAGAUGUAGUGUAUGAGGACACAUCUGUUCAUGCUGCUGCAGAGGCAGAGUAUAACUUACAGGAUACAAGCUCUACUCCCCAGGAGGAAAUAGAACUUGAAAAUCAAACACCUCAGGAUGGAUACAGCGAGGAGCAUUUAGAUGAAAAAUAUAGUGAUAACUUAGAGAAUAGGACUGAGAUUGGGGAUAGGAUAGAACUGCUGGAAGGCAGUGAUCAUAUGUCUUUGGAUGAGAGUUCUGUGGAGGCCAGCGACGAUGUAAAUGCUGUCCAUGAGUUUGAAGAGAAUGAAAGAAGAUUGGAUGAUGAAUGUGAGGAUGCUGCAACAAACUCUAGAAACGAUCUUGUGGAAGAGGAAAAUGAAAGGGAAUCUGCACCGACUGAAGAAUAUAGUGAGGAAACUUCACAGCCAUCCGAGGUAUUAUGAAAAUAUUUAUCUGUUUAUACUACUACAUGAGAAAUUUCUGCAAUUUGAUUGGCUCAGAGCAGUGGUAUUUCAGCUUAAUUUGAAAUACCUACAUGUGAAAAUUACAAACCUUUUGCGGGUAGUAGUAUAAACAAAUAAUAGCAUGAUUUGUACGUGAUAUUUGGCAUAAAUACCACUUAUGAUAUUUCAAAAUUGUCUCAAAUUUCACUCGCCUAACGGCUCGUGAAAUUACGUAUAACAAUUUUGAAAUAUCACUCGUGGUAUUUAUUCCAAAUAUCACUACAAAUCAUGAUAUUACCUAUACUAAUAACGGUAAUAGGACUACUGCUGUGAUGGUACAUCUUUCCACAAAGCGAUGCAGAUUGCGAUACAAUGUCCAGUAUGAUACAAUUUUACAUUAUUUGUGAGACUAGACUAGAUCUCCUGUGCAUGUACAAGACUGUAUGAAUGCGUUUGCCAAGAUCCUGUCUGCCAUCUUGGUUAAGACAAGAAGCAAGCAAAACAGGGAUGGUUUUCUUUUUUGUCGUUUAUUUCCAUAAUACGUUGCCAUACAAACUAUAAUAAUCCUUAACAACAAAAAAAAGGAAAUUUUAUGAUCGAUGGCAUUUGCUAUUUUAUUAAUACUGAAAUCAGGGCUAGCUACUAUUGGACAAUCAGAUUGGAGACUACAUCUAGCCAGAUUUAUUCUGUGACACCACCAAAAAGCCCUUUUAUUCAAGUUCAUUAUUUACAAUCGAACCUCUCUAAUAUGGACACUGAAGGGACAGAGCGAAAUGUCCAAUGAUGUCACUUUUAUGACUCCACUUACACUUUUAAGUGUUAAGUAGCUAACACCAGGCUCACACUCGUCUUUAAACUGCAUUUAAAGUUAUUAAUUCACAGUACAAAGACACUGUCUUUCAGUAGCAUACGACAUUGUACAUCUGAGCUACCGAUAAAUAAUAACAGACUGAUACUGUUUUAAAAGGAAUUGAGCUACAGUGCAAUGCUGCAUGUAAAAAGUUGUAACGUAAAGCACAAUAAUUAUUCUUAAAGUGUCUUUUGCUGUUUUGUAAGUAAACAGUAACUAGAGUACAACAUGUAAUAGAAAAGAUCUUUAUGCUAUCUGUAGUUAUUAAAGCCUUCAAAAAGUCGGUUAUGUUCCUCUGUGCCUUUCACGCUGAAUCAUUGUUUGGUAUACAGCGACUGGGCUUUAUAUCACCUUGCAUAGCUCAUCAGCCAGACUAGACAGGAUUCACCCUGCGCAGGUUCACCUGAUUGGGAUUCGGUUUUACCUGACCACUGCCGUGUCGAUAAUAAAGAGUUGAAGUCUAUAUGAAUUUACUCUCUGGGGGCAAGAUUUAGAGAGAGUCUGUAUUAUAGAGGGUCUUUUUAAAGAAAAUUUAUGAAAAGUUUGUUGGGAUAUUGAAAACCGUUGGUAGUAGAGAGGUGUCCGUAUUAGAGAGGUGUCCAUACUGAGAGGUUCAAGUGUAUCUCUUUAUUUUAUUUUAUUUUGUUUUAUUUAUUCAAUCUCAUAUAGCAUGUUUAGGUUUUACAAGAACAACAAUUGAAUUAUUUGUCAAAAAAGGGAAUUGAUUAUAACAGUGGGCGGGCAUAAUAAUGGUUACAUAAAAUAAUAACAGAGAUAAUGUUAGUGUCAUCACUAAUCACAAUGGAUAUUAAUUAAACAGUAGGAUAAUGUUAGUUGUAAAAUAUGUAAAGAAGUCUAUGAGUAAAAAGUUAACCAUUACAUCAUGUAUUUCUAAAUUUUAAGUAAUUGAGUGGAUAGGCUAUAAGGCUUCUUCUAAUUAUUCCUUCUAAAUCUUCAGGGAUGCUAUAUACAUGUGAAAUCUAAAAACGACAAUACUUUAAGAUUAUUGGAGGAAGUAUGUGGGCUGUUUGCUAAAAGUGAUUUGUUUUUGUCUCCUUUCAUUUUUAGGAUCCUUCGGAUUUAACAAGUGAGGAAGUGCCAUUACAAAGCGAAAAUAACUAGAAAUACAUAUUAUACAAAUUAAUAUCAUCAUCUCUCAGGUCUUGAGUUAUUUUGUGUUGACUAUCAAACCUAAUAGUAAUUAUUAUUGUACAUUAAUUUUUUUCUAAGAUAUUUUGACAUCGCAACCAAAUUCCUAUGCAUAAUAUUAUUAUGUUUCUGAUUUAAUUUAAUGCCCCAGGUUGCUUUGUUGUGAAUUGGGCAAAGAUUAAGCCUGUCCAAGGCUACUGAAUGCUUCCCAGGAGCUGUUUUUAUUAAUAGUUAAAACUCUAAGUUAAUUAUGAGAUCAUAGUGGUUACAUAUUGGAUUGCUGAGGAAAGUGUAUUCCAUGAUGAAUAAUAAUAUUAUUUGGAGUUCAUUGUGUGUACAGAUGAAUAUUAUGUUUUGACAUGGGUAAAAGGUUUGAUGGUCAGUCACCCCAUCACUAAAUUGAGUUCAGGAUCAAAACAAGUAUGAAACUAGUUUAAUAUCCUCACAUAAUCCAUUCAUAGACAUUUUGUGGAAUUUUAAAGUACUUUUUGAUUUUGAUACUCAUCGGUAUUUUUUGCAAAUAACUCAUCAAGGCUUAUUUCAUUUGUACUAAUUAAUCAAUGGUGUUAGGAGUGGCACAAAAUUUAUUGCAGAGUUUUCAGUAAAUAAAAGGAAGUUGGGAUGUGAAGUUGUUAUUGUCAUUAAAAUACACGAAACGUCUUAGUUUGAAGGCACUGGAAUUGCCUAAACAGCAUUGCCACAAUUAUUAGAGAAAAAUCAUACUCCUUAGCAAAGUCACGUAAAAAUCAGGGAGUUUUAUUUUCAGGCUUUUGUGAAGUUCAUAAAAAAAAACAUUUUUCAUCUGGAUUAACCUAUUCCUUAGUCCCUUGUAGAAGAGAU